UUUAAACACCGAACAGCUGAUGAAACUAAUUCACGUUGUCUGGACAGACUCAUUUAAUAAGUAAAUUAAGUUUUUACUAUAACCGAUAAUACAUACUAUUUACCUUAGUCAUGACGACGCUUCUCUAUUCUGAUCCCGAGUUGGUUAUUGCAUUGAACAAAAAAGUAAUAUUCGUUAAUCCCAAUGAUUUACAAAUAUUUAAAGAGAUUGAGCUCCCGGAAGAUUUAUACGCAUUGGGGCUAAAAGCAUCCAACAAUCUCACUGAACCGUCCGAACUGGCAGCUGAGAAGAGUGAAGAGAAAUGUGAACAAUCCAAAGUGUCGAAGAAGCUGAAGCAUGUUAAAAUAGAACCACCUAGCAUUCUCCAUGUCAAACUCUCGCCAGAUAAUCGUCUAUGUGCUGUAACGACCUCCGGUCAAAAGGCUGUUCUACUGUACCAGUGUCGACCGGAGCAAGCCAAGCUAGUGUCAGUGCGUCCGCUUGCACGUGCUUCCAGCGUAAUCACUUUUAGCCCUGAUUCCAAAGUCCUUUUGGUGACCGAUAAAUCAGGUGAUUGCUACAAAUAUGAUUGUGAGAAUGACGAAGAAGAACCGCAGCUCCUAUUCGGUCAUUUUAGUAUUGUUUAUGAUCUGGUGUGGACUCCGGAUAGUAAAUAUAUAGUAACCUGUGACAGAGAUGACAAAAUUCGUGUAACAAACUAUCCUGCAACACAUGAUAUUCAUGGCUACUGUCUUGGCCACCAAGAAUUUGUGUCUGCCUUGGCCUUUUUGGACGAGGAUACAAUAAUUUCCGUAUCUGGUGAUAAAACUUUACGUCUUUGGGAUUUCAAAAAUGGUAGAGAAUUAACUAUGUUAGAACUGCCUGCACCUGGCUUGCGACUAUGCCUGCGUGCCACGGGGGAAAAUAAACUUGAAGCUGCGGUGCUUCUCUAUCAGCCCGAUGAAUGUAUUGCUCUAUACGAACUAACUAAAAGUGAUACCAGCAAGUGGUUGGUCAAGGAGCGCCAAAUUCUACGAAUUCCAGGAGUGAUUGUUAAUAGCAUAUGUUUUAUAAAUAAAAAUCUUUACGCUAGUGGCAUUGUCGAUGAACAUUUUACAUUAAGAGUAUUUAACGUGGAUGGGUGUGAGUCGAAAGUAUCUGGUGACUGGAUUAAGGUGAUAGAGGAACAGUUUAAAACAGAGGUGUGGAAGCCUGAAGAUGUAUCGGCGUGGUUCAAAAAGCGUUUUGAUAAUGUGAGUGACUACUUAGAACGCAAGAAACGACGAAUUGAAGAAAAACAGAAGUAACAUUUUCUGGUAUAAAUAAUCAU
Molecule: messenger RNA, 1309 nt
Organism: Ceratitis capitata (Mediterranean fruit fly)
Lineage: Eukaryota; Metazoa; Arthropoda; Insecta; Diptera; Tephritidae
Gene: wuho
Product: tRNA (guanine-N(7)-)-methyltransferase non-catalytic subunit wuho
Exons: 1
Coding region: 111-1286 (391 amino acids)
Biological process (GO): RNA (guanine-N7)-methylation
Cellular component (GO): tRNA methyltransferase complex; cytosol; nucleus
Molecular function (GO): protein binding; tRNA (guanine(46)-N7)-methyltransferase activity
Source: RefSeq, a predicted model, not a curated record